AUGCCAGCAACAACAAAUUCAGGGGUAGAAAUUAUUAAAGAAUUGAAUUCAACGAGAGGUCGCCGGACAAUUUCUGAAAAUAAUUAUAAUAUUGUUGACUUGGAUGUAGCAACACCGCAAUUGAAAAUUCUCGAAGAAGGAUUUGAUUUACCGGAACAGUUGGCAAAACCAAGUUCACUAAACGAUCGUCAUGAAGAAGGCGUAUGCAUACCGAUGUUGAGUAUGUGGAUUCUUUCAGCAUUUUCACUAUUUUCAAUAUCGAUAGCUGUCGCAACAAUUAUUUAUUCGAGACUUUCUAGUCGAAAAAUGGCAUUGUUUUAUCGUUAUUAG
Acanthocheilonema viteae is the source of this 330-nucleotide messenger RNA. NCBI's taxonomy places the organism in Eukaryota, Metazoa, Nematoda, Chromadorea, Rhabditida, Onchocercidae. The record is from the annotation of a GenBank genome assembly.